Messenger RNA from Pristis pectinata (smalltooth sawfish), 7752 nucleotides. It is a transcript of the gene tyk2, whose product is annotated as tyrosine kinase 2. Bases 306 to 3869 code for a protein of 1187 amino acids. Gene Ontology annotation, cellular component: membrane; cytosol; cytoskeleton. The transcript has 24 exons. The record is from RefSeq and is a predicted model, not a curated record. Gene Ontology annotation, biological process: cytokine-mediated signaling pathway; intracellular signal transduction; cell differentiation. Gene Ontology annotation, molecular function: cytokine receptor binding; ATP binding; non-membrane spanning protein tyrosine kinase activity. NCBI's taxonomy places the organism in Eukaryota, Metazoa, Chordata, Chondrichthyes, Rhinopristiformes, Pristidae.
AGUUCCGGGAGGCGGGUUGGUCCGAACCGCCAGCGCAGGGAGUUCUGUGAGAGGAGCGGCGGAGGCGGAGGCGGAGGCAGAAGCGCGACCCGGGAGAGGCAGGGAUCCGUGCGUGACCCCCCCCCCCCCCCGUCCCCCCGGUGAUGGAGUAGGGCGGUCGUUGCGGGUGUCGACGUUAGACCGUCGAGGAUCGGCAUUGUCACGGUCCGGCGGCAGGAAGGCUCCGGGCCCCGCGGCGCUUUCCCCAGCGGCCGAGGCUGUGCAACCCGGGAGUGAAGACUGGAUGUUGAUGUCGAGCAGAGAACAUGGCGCUGUGCCCCUGCACCAUAACACACACGGAAUCUGAACUUGAUGGAUGCCAUUCUUCAGCAGGGCCAGGUCUGAGAGUGCACCUGUACUGGUCGAAUGAAGGCACGCAAGAUCUGGUGUUCACUGAUGGGGAAAUGGUUGCGGAGGAUGUGUGCAUUGUUGCAGCGCAGAAAUGCUCAAUUUCCCCACUGUGCCACAGUUUAUAUGCACUACAUGACCUAAAAGAAAAUCUUUGGUACCCCCCAAAUCACAUCUUCAAGAUCAACAAGGACCUAUGUCUGACCCUACAUUAUCGCAUGAGGUUUUAUUUUAAGAAUUGGCAUUGCCUGAGUGAAAAGGAAUCUUGGGUACAACGAUGGACUCCAAAGAGGGGUGAUCCCGAAAAACUCGACCAAGGCAGCCCUCUGUUUGAUCACAUGUCACUCAAUUACAUCUUUGCACAGGGUAAAUAUGAUUUCAUAAACGGCAUUGCUCCACUCCGGGAACCGCAGAAAGAGCAGGAUGUACAUGUCUUCCAAAAUGAGAGUCUGGGAAUGGCUGUUCUUCACCUUUCGUACAUCGCAGUCCAGAGUGGGCGCUCGCUUGGGGACGUGUCUAAAGAAGUGAGUUUUAAGGAGUGCAUCCCAAAGGCGUUCCGUACAAAAAUUGAGAAGAGCAAUCCCCUGACGAGGGUCCGUCUAAAACGUGGUUUUCGAAAAUUUGUGAGGGGCUUCCAGCUGCCUGUCGCUGGUCCUGGGAAGAUGAUCCAGCACGAUAUUGUAUUCAAAUAUAUCUCCACCUUGGAGAACCUAUGCAACAACUUUGGAGGCGAGUUCUUCCAGGCUCUGUACUUGGAGGUACUGCCAGAAAGCAGCAGGACUCCUUACAUAAAUGGCCGGUAUUAUGUGAGGACCACAGAGGACCUUAUCUGCCCUGCACAGGUUACCCAGGAAUAUGAAGUGCUGGUGACAGGGACAGAGGGCAUACAGUGGAGAACAUUGAAGAAGGAGCCCCUACCCAUCAAAAAGAUCGGAUGGAAAGGAAAAUCUGGAGACCACAGUAAUAACAAACUAAACGAAGCAAUGGAGUUCACUGAGAAGUUGUGGAUUUAUUUCUGUGAUUUUAAGGAGAUUACACACAUUGCCAUCUCUGACUGCAGGGUCAGUGUUCAUCGGCAGGAUAACAAAUGUCUGGACCUGGUACUGACCUCCCAUAAAAUUGCACUUUCCUUUGCAUCGUUGAUUGAUGGUUACUCUCGCCUGACGACUGACUCGCACCACUACCUGUGUCAUGAGGUGGCUCCUCCACGGGUUGUCCUGAGUAUCACCAACGGCAUCCAUGGACCAAUGCAACCGCACUAUGUCACCAACAAACUCCGGAGAGAGGAGAACAAGGAGGGGCUUUAUGUUCUGCGAUGGAGUGCGUUAGACUUCAACAAGAUUAUCAUGACGGUUGUGAGUAAGGAAAAACCUGAGCGUGAAUUAUUUCGAGGUUCUGGAGGAAUUCAAGGCAUUAAACAGUUUCAGAUUGAGAGGAAGGCACCAGAUGUUUAUAUGCUACAGGGUUGGGAGCGAUCAUUUCCCAGUGUUAAGGAGCUUCUCGAGAGUCUGAAGGGCUGCAUGCUGAAAUCAGGGAAUGAGAGCUACGUGGUCAAUAAGUGUUGCCCACCUCUACCACAUGAAUUCUCUAAUUUGAUAAUAACAAGAAACAGCAAAAAUGCUGACAUUCGACCACUCACAGCUCAGUUAAAUCUGAGCCAGCUUAGCUUUCACCAGAUACGGAAGGAGGAAAUAAUUCAGGAGCACCACUUGGGCCGAGGAACUAGGAUGAAUAUCUACGCUGGUCGGUUUUGUAUCCGAGGUGAGGAGGAGGAAGACGAGGAAGAGAUGAACUCCUCCAGUGGACCAAGGCACAGUGAAGCAAGGGAUAUUCGUGUGGUGCUGAAAGUGCUUGACCCCAGUCACAGGGACAUUGCGCUGGCAUUUUUCGAGCUCGCUAGUCUGAUGAGCCAAAUUUCUCAUGCUCACUUGGCCUUUGUUCAUGGAGUCUGCGUACGAGGCUCGGAAAAUAUAAUUGUGGAAGAAUAUGUGGAAUUUGGACCACUGGAUGUCAUGAUGCGAAAAGAGAAAGGGAAAAUAAGCCCAGGGUGGAGUCUGACUGUCAUUCAGCAGCUUGCUAGUGCACUGAGCUAUCUGGAGGACAAAAACAUGGUGCAUGGCAAUAUUUGUUGCAAGAAUGUUCUUGUUGCAAGGAAAGGAUUGGAGGAGGGCAGCAGUCCCUUCAUCAAAGUCAGUGACCCAGGCAUCAGUUUCACAGUGCUCUCUCGAGAAGAACGUGUGGAGCGAAUUCCAUGGAUCGCCCCAGAAUGUGUCCAGAACGUUAACAAAUUGAGCCUGGGUGCCGACAAGUGGAGCUUUGGAACAACAGUGCUGGAGAUCUGUUGCAAUGGAGAGGUUCCGCUGAAGGAACGAACUCUGUCAGAGAAAGAGAGGUUUUAUGAGAUGAAAGGAAAGCUUCCGGAACCAUCCUGUAAAGAGCUGGCAGACCUGAAUAGCCUGUGCCACAGCUAUGAGCCAAACCAGCGGCCAUCUUUCAGGACAAUACUGCGGGAGCUCACACUGCUGCAGCAACAAAAUCCAGAUAUUUCGUGUGAAAACUCAGUGCCAACGGUCUCUGACCCCACAGUCUUCCAGAAACGCUACUUGAAGAAAGUCCGGGAUCUUGGAGAGGGCCAUUUUGGCAAGGUGGGGCUGUACAUCUAUGACCCAUUUAAUGAUGGCACAGGGGAAGUGGUGGCAGUGAAGUCUCUGAAGUCCGAGUGCGGGGAAGAACUGCACACAAGCUGGACCCGAGAGAUUGAGAUUCUGAAAACUCUCUACCAUGACAACAUCGUCAAGUACAAAGGAAGCAGCAGUGAGCAAGGAGGGCAGAUUGUGCAACUGAUCAUGGAAUACCUGCCACUGGGCAGUCUGCGGGACUACCUCCCAAAGCACAACGUGGGACUUGGGCAGCUUCUGUUGUUUGCACAGCAGAUUUGUCAGGGCAUGUCCUACCUACAGUCCCAACGUUACGUGCACCGUGACCUGGCUGCAAGAAACGUACUGGUGGAAAAUGAGAAUGUGGUGAAGAUUGGGGACUUCGGACUGGCGAAAGCAAUCCCCGAGCACCAGGACUAUUACCGAGUUAAAGACGAUGGAGACAGCCCUGUGUUUUGGUAUGCUGUUGAUUGUCUGAAGGAAGGAAAAUUCAAUUUUGCUUCCGAUGUUUGGUCAUUUGGAGUCACGUUGUACGAGCUCCUGACGUACUGUGAGGCCCGACAGAGCCCGCCAGCGAAAUUUAUUGAGAUGAUUGGAGUGACACAUGGACAGAUGACAGUGGUCCGACUGAUUGAUCUGCUGGAAAGGGGCAGACGUUUGCCUUGUCCAAAGACCUGUCCAUUAGAGGUUUAUCAGCUGAUGAACAAGUGUUGGGAAUCUGACCCAGCUCGUCGACCCAAAUUUCAGGAGUUGUUUCCAAUAUUUCAGAAGCUGUAUGAACGAUACAAAAAGAUUGAAACUUCAAGCAUUCUCCAGAAGUAUUAAACACCCAAAGCUUCCAACCAACCUUCAUCUUUCUUUAUUACUGCCCCUGCCUCUAUUCCGAUCUCCUCCACUCCCCCGUCCAUCUCUCCCCAACAGGGUUGUCAACUGUUGCAACAGCACCAAAAGCGGUCGCCAUAUUAUGAACAGCAAGCUCCCAUAAAUGGUAUUGAGAUUGCUUUUGGUGUUUGACCAUGGCUACAUGUUGACCAGGAUACUGACAGAGCACCCUGGAACUCUUCAAAUAGUGCCGAAACAGGGAGGCAAGGCCUCGGUAUUGUGUCUCAGUUGGAAGAUAUGAAUAGCACUGGUCACGUCUUUAACUGUGGAAUCUUAUUUAGAUCAUUGCUGUUCAGUGGAGAUUUUGGCAAAUUGUGGCCAAGAAGUGCGACUGCGGAAAAGACUUCUGCUGAAGGUCCACGUUUUUUCUUAACUCCUUCCAAACAUUCGGAAUGGGGGUUUGAACUUGACUUGAAAUCAGGAUAAUCAAGUAUACAGCGGCACAUAUACUACACUUUUGUUAACUUUUGUGAAGUUCAGAUGCCAUGGAUAAUUAAGCGUUGGGAAAUGCAGUUUGAUUUUCCUUCUGAAUAAUGUCUGUGAGAGUCUUAAUGAAGCUUAAAAGAUGCAGCUUAGUGUCUGGUGUAAUCUGCUGUGUCACACAACAAAACUGAUAUAGCAGUGUUUAUUUUCUGAACCACGCCAAGAGUUCACUGGUGCAUCUGACCCUGUUGCUUUUUAAUACUGUCAAUAUUUGUGUUAUACCAAAUGCUAAUGGACCUAUGUACUUUGUUUUUUGAGUUAUGAAAUAUAAUGGAAACAAAUUAACUUUCAGGAUAUAGCAGCAAGGUUUAUAGUGUUGGGAAAUGAAAAUCACCGCCGUCUUCUUUAAUGUGACUAUCACCUACUAGUGUUGCAUGCCUCUGCAUUAUGUCUGCCAAACAACGUUACCUAGCAUCAUAUUGGAGGAGAGGAAUCAUCACUUGUUCCCCUGCCAUGGUUGUGAUAUAGCUGACUUUACUGAAUGCUGAAUCUAUUUGUCCCUUCAUUUUAAAACUGUAUCCUGCUGCAGUCUGGAGUAAAAUCAGUGAUACAUCAGUACAUUGUGCUAAGAUUAUCUGAGCUGCAAGCAUACUGAAGCCAGGCAGGUAAAUGCAGCAUGCUCUCCCUUAUCUGGAAACAGAUAAAAGCCCCAGAAGUAGAAACAUGACUCAGUAUCCAUAUCACCUGUGAAGGGAUUGAGCAGACAGUAUGACCAGCACCUCCCCCAGGUUUCUAGUAUUCUCUUGCACUUCUUACUGUAUAUGCACACUGUUCCACAACUACUGUUCUGUUGGUAUUCUAAGACUUUAUCUUGCAAUGCAACAACAUUGUGGAAAGGCACUUCAUAAAUCAUGUUAGUAUUAAACUGAUAGUUACACUUGCUUAAUUGUGUAGUUUGCAUGAUACAGCUAACGUUUAUGACUGCAGUACCCACUCAUUAGGAAAAUUUGCUGCAAGAGUUACUGAGCUCAGUUGUGGCACAGUUAAAUGACAUUUUAAAUGAUCUUGGAAGGAGGGUUCCUCCAGUUCUUGAUGAACACAGCCACUGCUUGAUCUACCUUUGGGAAUUUUCCAAGUUUGGUUUGCUGCCUGUGCUGAGUUGUUGCCCUUGGCUGGUGCCACACGGUUGGCCCUCAGCUGAUGGGAUUGCAUAAACUCUGGUCGUUUGGGUUAGGAACAUCAUCAGGAGAGUGGAGCCAAGAAUGGGGUUGGCACACUCUGUAAUUCCUUCAAAGCAGUUUUAUCAUUGACCUUCAAACAUUUUUCAACAGUUCCCAUUUUUUUGAACCUGAGAAUCUUUUGAUUCUUUGUAUCUGCGUGUGGCUUUUUAUCAGUUGCUCCCAGUACAGCUCAAGCUUUGAAAGUGAUUUUGGAUUUUUGAACAGCCUUUUAAAUCAAGGCUGAGUGACUCUGUCACUGCCAAGGCCCCUGAGCCAGUUGGAAUUAUCAGCUUCCCUCGACCAGAAUGCCAUGAGGUAGACAGUGAACCUUGGAAAAAGUCAGAUGAGGGAAGCAAAGAUGAUGGAUGAUUUGUUCUCCACUGCCCCUCUCCUCAGUGCAUGCAGUGGAUGAUCAGUUUACACCAGGCUGUGAUUUAUGCAUAAGAAGGCAGCUCCAGACUGCAGGCUUAUCAGUUUUGCCUUGUCCAUGACAUCUGUGAGGUGAUGAAAUUAGAAAAAAAAGCUGGAAUUACAGAGCAGAUAUUUUGUGUUGAUCUACAACUUUGACAGUGGGGAAGGAGCACAGCUUCUGAUCUCACUACUUAUUAUCAUGGUGACAAUUUGUUCUUGCAGCAGUGACCAGUUUGUGAGAACAAGGAACUGAACUCUGCAGCACAAAACACACCAGGAGGAAACAAACUGAUGUUUCAUGAAUAAUUUGCUUUUGUAUAGCAGCUCCUGUAUAAUAAAAUGACCAAAGAUGCUUAAUGGGUGUAUUAUAAAACAAGUCAGUCACUGAAUUAUUGAACAGGAACUUGUUUCAAGCAUUUGAACUGGACAAAGAAACAGGAAAAUAAAUGGUUUGAAAAUCUCCAAAGAUAUAGAAAAGUCAAAAAAAAUCUCUUGUCAUAACAUGAACUUUAUGGGAUUUUUGUGUAAUUAUCUGCACCAUUAUAUUUGGAGAUUGAUUGUCAAUGAUGGGAAUAUUGCACAAGAACAUGUGGCCAAUUUACUGUUUAAAAUUGUAAUUAUUUUAAGUUCACAUUGAUGGACACAGCAUAAACUAUUUUGGAAUACUGUGUGUGGAAGGCUCUAUGUGCACGCACAGAUUUGCACUUUGUAAAUGGAAUCUGGCAAAACUGAAGCCAGUGAAUGAUUCUACCUUUCUUUCUCUAAAGGGCUUUAACGGUAACAUUAUGAUCUUGUGAAUGUGAUUGGGGAUAUCAUUAUUCAUGUGUUUAUACCAGUUGGCAAAUUGGAUGAUUUCAAUGGACCUCCACUAAUUUAAGCAUUUUUUUAUUGCCUUCACUCUCGUCAGCUUGUUACUCUAUGCCCACACCAUUUAUUUAUUAAUGUUACGCAACUAAGUUGCAUUGAAAUUCAUUUAAACAAUGAAUCGCAUUAAAGCAGUGUGGUUUAUAUUUUUUGAUGUGAACAUUAAUUUCUUAUAAAGUACUCCCUUUUUUGAUUUUACUUCCUGGAGCCUUCUGUAUCCAUGUGGUCCAGUUGUCAGGGAAGAAGCAUCAGGAUUUCAACCCAUUGAUGCGUAAAGAAAGGCAGUAGAUUCCCAGUUCAGAAUGGUGGGUGACUUGUAAAGGGCAGCCUUAUGCUGCUGCCCCUGUCUUUCUAGGUUCCAGGACAGGCAAGUUCCUGCAGUGCAUCUACUGUUGCUUUUCUUGGGUUUACUCCAGAUCAUGAUUUCAUGAGAAAAGAAGCAACAUGGUGAUGUGAGCACCUCUUGCUGUGCUCUUGUCAUAGCUUUCCCUAAUAUGUAAAUCUCUUCUCAGCUCUCAGAGUUUUAAACUACACCUUGUACUUUUGGGAAGCAAUGCUAUUUCACCAAAAGGUUAAAAACUUACUUUAGUUGUAGAGGUAGAAAGAGGUUUCACAUGUCUUGCCAAACACCCAAUAAAUGUGUGAGUGAUGGUGUUAAAAGUGGACUGCACGGCUGGGUUAGUUUGCUAUGCUGCAGAUUAAAUUAUCUUGCCAAUGAUUAAGGAAAAUGGGGCUUGAAAUUAAGAAUGGAUAUGGAUUAUCUGCAGAUCUUUUCCAUUUUUAAGUAGAGCAUAUGCCAAUCCACAUCAUUUAUCAUGGAAUGUUUUUAUUUUAUUCAGAUAACCAUAUUGUGUUCCAGCAUUGCAAUUAUUCCUUCUAAAAGUAAUAAACUGUUCAUUUUCACUCUC